AUGGAGAACUACGUGAUCGGCGUGUACGGAGAGAGUUUUCGCCCUGUUCUUCGGUGGGCAGCCGAAGCCGAACGCCCCGUGACGAUAGAGGGAGCUCGGGCGGUGCACGACGGAGUUCCAGAGCUGGAGACCAAGGUCAACCAGCUGUACGCGGCGCUGAUCAGCACGACGGCGGACGGCAGCGAGAGCAACGACCUCGUGACGGGCGCCCCCGACGGGAACGGUCUCGAAGCCUGGCGGAAGCUCCACCGCAGGUGGGAUCCGACGACAGGCCCGAGGAAGAGGCUGAUCCUGAGGUCGAUCAUCUCGCCUCCGAAGUGCAGCGCGGACGAGCUGGGGUCCGCCUUAGAGAAGUGGAUCCAGCAGAUAGGCAGGUACGAACGCCGCCAAGGAGAAGAUGGUCUGGCCGAGCUGCCGGAGGAUAUCAAGAUGGCGGCCCUCGAGAUGCUCGUGCCUCAGGACAUCGAGAACCACCUCGUACUCAACAAGCAUCGGCUCGUAACGUUCCAGGACAGUCUGAACGAGGUAAUGACGAUCGUAGAGGCUCGGACCGGCGUGAAGAUCAAGGAGCCAUCGAUCCGUGCGCGGGCGCAUCAUCCGGACGACAUGGACGUCGGAUCGUUCGGAGCCCCGAAAGGCAAAGGCAAAGGCAAGGGCAAGGACGGCAAGAGCAAAGGGAAAGGCAAGACUCAGGAGCCGAAGGGGAAGAGCAAAUCGACGAACGGAUCAUACUCAGGGCACACGGCACCUCGAAGCACCAGCGGGCGCUUCGACGGCUACUGUCGGAACUGCGAGAGAUGGGGCCACAAGGCAUCCGACUGCUGGAGGAAAGAGCAGGGAUCGAGUACGAGGGCUGGAACUGGAUCCGCAACGGGGGCAAGCGCUGGUGGUAAAGUCGGUAGCCGCGGCGGCAAGGCCGGCGGCAAGGCGGCAGGCAGCCUGGAGGAGGAGCCUGAAGCGGAGGUCGCCGCUCUGGACAUGGGCAGCUUGGACUGCCUGGAGCUCGCCAGCGGCAGCGGCCGCGGCGUAGCGGCGGUCGACCUCUCCCCCUUCGCGCAGGACGACUGGAUGAAGUUCAACUGGGACAGCGGUGCAGCUAUCUCAGCAUUCCCUCGGAGCUUCGCGCCGCCGACGGGGAUGAAGGGCAACGGCAGCACGUAUCGUACGGCCAGUGGUGAGCUCGUCCCGGACGAGGGCAGCUUGCAGCUCAAGGCGGAGGACGAGUACGGAGUGCUACGAGCGCUCAAGGGACGCGUGACGAACGUGCACAAGCCGUUGAUCUCGGUGGGGCAGGCAGCAGGAGCUGGACAGUGUUCAUUCCUGGGCCGCAAUGGCGGCUGGAUAUUCCACGAGAAGAGCCCAAUCGGCAAGCGCGUGGUAGGCAUGCUCGAGAAGGAGGCGAAGGCGGCGAAGCACCAGAUGCUGCCGGUCUAUCGCGAGCAGGGCGUCUACAACUUCUACCUCAAGAAGGGCCAACAUGGCUCGGUUGCUCCUCUCGAGGAGGGACUUUCGGCGAAGUCGAAGUCCGAGCUGGUGGAGCUCCUCAGCGGCAAGUCGAAGGAGGAGCUGCUGGAGAUCCUCGAGAAGACACCAGCGGCAGCGGCCGCGGCCGACGCUUUGCCAGCUGCUCCUGAUGGACAGCAGGCCGACGAGGGCGAGGAGGAGGCUCGCCCGAGGGUGCUGAAGGCACCUCAUGAGCCCUCUCAGAGAGAGAUCGCUGAACACGAGGCGAUGGGACACGCGACUUAUCGCAGCUGGUGUCGCGUGUGUAUUGCGGCAAAGGGCCAAGGCCAGCCGCAUCUCCGCGCACCGGAGGACGACGAGACGGCGGUGCCGGUGGUCUCGUCCGACUACGCCUUCAUGGGCCAGGAAGACGCGGACACCAUGCCGAUGCUGGUCCUUAGGGAUCGGCGCUCGAAGAUGAUGGCAGCGACAUUCGUGGAGAAGAAGGGCGACGACGCCUACGCCAUCAAAUUCUUCGCACGCUUCUUACGGAUCCUGGGCUACAGGAAGAUCGUCAACAAGUCUGACGGCGAGCCAGCGAUCCUGCUGGUCAAGAGGCGUGCGGUGGAGGAGGUUCCUGGCCUCGAGGCCAUUCCCCAGGAAUCGGCACCGGCAGAUCAUCAGGCCAAUGGGGAGAUCGAGGUCACGGUGCGCGAGAUUAAGAAGCAGGUGCGGGCGCUCAAGAUGGACCUGGAGUCCAAGCUGGGCGUCAAGGUGGAGGACAAGCACCCGGUGCUAGCGCACCUGCCGGAGCACGCCGCAUCGGUGAUCAACCGAUACCGGCGCGGCCAGGAUGGCAAGACCGCUCUUCAGCGGCUCACGGGACGGCAGUGGAGGAAGCCGGUCCCGCUCUUCGGUGAACGCCUGAUGGUGCGGUUCGCCGGGGAGCGCGCGAGGAAGAACGCGCUGGAGGAGCAGAUGGUGGAGGCUCGCUACAUCGGCCACCACCCGCGCGACGGCUCGAUGAUGGUCAUCACGAGCGACGGUGCGAAGAAGGCGGUCGGCUUUCGCAGCCUGCCGCAGAGCGAGAAGUGGAUCACGGCGGGCUGGGAUGGCCUGAAGGGCCUGCCGUGGGACGUGGCUCCGCGUGCGGCAAGCGCGCCGCGGGCCAUCGUCGGACCUGGAGAGGUCGGUCCGCCACCAAUUGUGGUGGCGCCGCCGCAGCCGCAGGCGCCGAGGAGGAUGUACGUCCUCAAGGCGGACAUCGAGCGGCUGGGCGCAACGCCGGGAUGCCCAGGGUGCGUCUCGAUCGCCAAGCACGGCAAGGUGCUGGCUGGCCAUGCGCACAACGCGGUGUGCAGCAAGAGAAUCUUCGAAGCGCUGGACGCUGAGGAGGCAGGCCGGGAGAGGACCGGCCAGUAUCGAGAGCGGAGGCAGGGCCAAGAGGCCAGAGUCCGACCAGCGGCAGCGGCCGCGGCAGGGACCCCUCCGCCGAAGACGGCUCGGAGGAUCACCGAGCCGGUGGCAGCGGCGGCGGCGGCAUCGGCCGCGCCGGCCGCGACCCGAUCGGCAGCAGCGCCAGCCGCGGCAGCUGCAGCGGCGCGCAUGCGAGAGAGCCAGCCGGUAGCAUCGGGCUCCGGCGUGGCGGCUCCUUCAGGAAGAGCGAGCUCCAGUUCGGGAGCAGUGCGAGCGGCAGAGGCCGCCGAGGAUGUCGACAUGACCGCGACCAGGUCGCGGCUGAAGCGCUUGGCGGAGGUGGCACCGGAUGACGUGCCGGAGGCCCUCGAGCGCGGUGAUCCACAGCCGGCAGACGUGCCGGUACCGGUGGACAUGGAGGAUCUCGCGGCGCAGCCGGCGCCAGCGGAAGGACCUCAGCUGCCAGCUGGAGUGGCAGUCGUGUGGAACGCCAGUGAGGGGGGGCACAUGCGGGUGCUCGCCCUCGAUGUGGCAUCGAUCGAGCUGGUUGAGCUCGGAGUGCUGACGAGAGCGAAGGCGGAGUUGCUCCCGCUCGUUCGCGAACAGGUCAGCGGCCAUUGGGCCAGCGUCGGCGUGGACAUCGCCGACGAAGAGGUGGACAGCAUCGCCCUAUCGGCGUUGCAGCUGGGCGCCGUGGACGUGGCCGAGGUGUACUCGCCACAUCGGUUCUCGGCUCGGGCAGCGGAAUUUCAGCUGCGCCCGGGCUUCGCGGCGGACCUAGAGGAACUCAAGGAGGACGGGACGCCGUGGGACUUGCGGCGCCCCGAGGAUGUCAAGGAGCUCGAGAAGCAGCAGGAGCGGAUGGAUCCCAUCCUGCUCACGGGGUCCCCUCCAUGCGAGAGGUUCAGCUUGCUGAGGGGCCUGAGCGCCAGGUUCAGGACCGAUGAGCAGGAGGCGGCUGAGAUGGAGGAGGCCAGACACCACCUGAAGGUGGCGGUCGACGCCUACUGGCGUCAGCUCAGGAAGCCAGGCAGGUACUUCCUGCAUGAGCAUCCCUGGAGCGCGCGAUCGUGGAAUGAGGACAUCGUCAAGGAGCUGGUCGCGCAUCCAGGAGUCUUCGCGGUCAAAGGCCCCAUGUGUCGGUGGGGCAUGAAGCUCGCGAACCCACGCAGUGGCCAGGAGGAGUUCGUGCGCAAGGAGACCGGAUGGGUCACCAACCAUCCAGGCUUAGCCCGGAGGCUGCAGGGCACUUGCAGCAAUGUGGACGGACGCGCGGAGUGGCAUCGCCACAUCACACUCGUGGGCGGCAUCGCGCGGUUCGCGAAGGUCUAUCCACCGAAGUUGGUGGAGGCGGUGCUGGAGGAGCUCAAGGACACGCUGAAUGACGUGGGGGAGCUCAGCACCGCCCAGGUGCAGCAGUCGGGCCCAGUCCCUGUGGACGCGGCAGUGCCGCCCGGGGACUGGACGAGUUACUGGGACGACGUCAAUGGCGGCUACCUGGAGGCGGGCCUUGUGGCCCAGGCUCGCGCGGUCGAGCGCGAGUGGGUCAAGAAGCAGGAGCUGAUCGAGAUCGAGUCGCUUCGCAAGAAGGGCAGGAAGCCGGGCAACUUCAAGAUCGGCUUCUUCGACAUCAGCAGGGCGCACUUCUAUGGGAAGGCGCAGCGGCGGAUCUUCGUGGAACUGGAGGAGGAGAGUCGCAAGGAGUACGGCGAGGACAAGUGUGGCUUACUCCUCAAGUCCUGGUACGGCACGCAGGACGCCAGCAAGAUCUGGCAGGGCGACUACACGGAGCUGUUGGAGGAAAACGGAUACAAGGCGGGCAUGUCGUGCCCAGCGGUCUUCUACAAGAAGGUGGACGAGACGAGACUGCUGGGGCACGGCGACGACUUCGCGGUGCUGGCUCAGCAGCAGGACAUCGACAGCUUCGAGGCCACGCUGGGAAAGAAGUACGAGUUCAAGAAGACUGCGAACCUCGGCUUCGACGAGGGCGAUGACAAGCAGGCGGUCUUCCUGAAUCGGGUCAUCGAGGUCAGUGCGGGAGUUCCGCCUGGCGGUGGCCGGCCCUGCCGGCAUGCGAUGAUCGAGCCGGACAAGCGGCACGCGGAGAUCGUGAUCGACGAGUUGGGUCUCAGCAAGGCCAACGGCGUGGACACGCCGACGGAGAAGCGUAGCGCCGACAAGCAGAUGAUGGAUGCGAAGUCGGCGGCGUUGGGAGCAGCGGAAGCUUCGCGCUUCCGAUCCCUCACCAUGAGGGUGGCCUAUCUGUCUCAGGACAGGCUGGACUUGGCAGAGGCAUCAAAGACGCUCGCUAGGUCCAUGCAGACGCCGACGGAGGCGAGUUGGCUCAUGCUCAAGAGGGUUGGCCGCUACCUCAAGCGGCAUCCUAGCACGGUGACGGUUUUCACGGAGCAGAAGAUGUUCGACAAGAUCCGGGUGUACGUGGACUCCGAUCAUGCGGGCUGCGCGGUCACCCGGAAGAGCACCGGAGGCUUCGUGGCGAUGCUGGGGCAUCAUGUCAUCAAGCAUGGCAGUAAUCUGCAGUCGACGGUCUCUUUGAGCAGCGGGGAGAGCGAGUACUACGCCCUGGUGAAGGGCGGGAGCGUGGGCCUGGGCCUUCACAGCCUCUUCGCGGACUGGGGGCUGGACCUGAAGGUGGAGCUCGCCUCAGAUUCAUCGGCGGCCCGGGGCCACGUCCAACGGCGAGGUCUCGGGAAGAUGCGGCAUGUUCAAUUUCGAUACUUGUGGAUCCAGGAGCGUGUGGGUAAGGGCGAUCUCUCGAUCGCCGCGGUUCCUGGUAAGAACAACGUCGCGGACGUGCUGACCAAGAGCGUGGGUGGAUCCCUUUUGAGGAGACACAUGGCGACGCUCAACAUCUGGGAUCGGACACCGAGUUCGACUCAGAAGGACUUCAAGUGA
Molecule: messenger RNA, 5775 nt
Organism: Prorocentrum cordatum
Lineage: Eukaryota; Dinophyceae; Prorocentrales; Prorocentraceae
Source: the annotation of a GenBank genome assembly